UCCCAGUUAACGGAAGAUGAUGUCAGAUUGGUUUGGCUCACCACAAAUCCUAGUUGAGGUAGGCAAUGCAAGACGUCAGUCACCAUUGCAGAAGAAGUGGAGAUAUUGUCUGACUGCUCUGGAAUUUCCUUUCUGAUGGGCCGUCAGUCUGCUAACAUGCCUGUAUAACUAACGAAAUGGAGCUGCACUUGUGACCUGAUACGUUCAAUCUCUAUUGCGACGUCUCCGCGUGCGCAGGGCCGUUUCAUAACACAUUGUCGCGCACUCUGCGAUAUGGGGACUGUGCUCUCUGUAUCACCUAUAGCAACUAAAGGGACCGUUCUGAAAGAUGGAGAAGAUGAAGCCAACGGGAAAAUAGAGAAAAGCCUAAAAAAACAGUCAGUGAUCGUGUCCACGCUCACAUUUAAGCGACUAGUGACUGCAUCAGGUAAGAAAAAAAGUGCCAAGAAAGUAAGUCCGACUCCUCUUCCACAGCCAGCGAGCAGUCAGGUCGAGCAUCUGAAUCAGGAGAACUUCAGGAAAUCGCAACAGUCCGAGAAGAAAACGAAAAAUGGAGCUCUUGCGGUGUCCAUCCCCACGGUUCCUCACCAUCUGGACCAGGAUCAGGACCAGUUGACUCCAGCGGCGAAGCAACUGGUGUCGGUUCAGAAGCAGCCCAGCAGCCGGUCGCUCCUCUCGCCGAGGCGCGUGAUCGUCCAGGCCUCCACCGGGGAGCUGCUCCGUUGUCUGGGCGAAUUCCUGUGCAAACGAUGCUGCAAAGUCAAGGAACUAACCCCGAAUGCGGUUAUCCUCUGGUUCCGAAAUGUGGACAGGACUCUGUUGUUGCAGGGCUGGCAGGACCACGGGUUCAUUACGCCUGCCAACCUCGUGUUCGUCUAUCUCCUCAUUAGGGAAACUGUAACCGAUGAUGUUGACAAUCCACGUGAACUCCAAGGGACUUUUCUGACCUGCCUCUAUCUGGCAUAUUCCUACAUAGGGAACGAGAUUUCGUACCCUCUCAAGCCCUUCAUGGUCGACACCAAUAAGGACGUGUUCUGGGAACGUUCGUUAGAUGUAAUCGAUAAACUGAGCGGCAAAAUGCUGCAGAUUAACAUGGAUCCGCACUUUUUCACAGAGGUUUUCCAAGAUUUAAAAAACAAAGGAGAUCUUAAGAAGGAUGGAAGCGAACUGGACCGCUGAGUGUGAUCAGAAUCUGAGCAGAGAUCAAUUAGGCUACUGCUGAUUUAUUGGAUGUAAUUGUAAUCAGCUCUGCCUGACUGUUGCAUUGCACCAUGAGCCGAUUAAUCAAUUAAUUAUUUAUGACACUUAUGUGUUUGCUUUGUUUUAACAGUAUUAAGUAGCCCGGUGAAGUGAUCCAUAAUUGCAAACAUCGCUUCAUCGGUGUAGCUGCAGUUUUACGCAUGUCGUAUAGAUACAUCAGUUGCUGUGAUUCACAAUCAUUCAUAAAAAGGGAAGACACAACGUUUAUUAACUGUCAGUCUCAUCUGUCAUUUCUAAGUUAUCUGGGUCUCUAUCCUCCUGAGAUCUAAAGAUAUGUUGUAUGCAUUAGAAUUGUUUUACAUAAUUUAAGUGAUUGGUGUAGCCCAACAGACUGUAUUCAUUUAGUUCUAAAAUAUAUAUACCAUUUAUGGAAUAUUGUAUUGACCACUUUAUUAUUAAAAAGUCUGGACGUUGCUAUUUCAAGUCUUGAAAGAUACUGUGGACAGUUGACUGGGUCUCAGGAGGGUAAAGCUCCAGUUGAAGAAAUGAAUGGAACUAUCCAAGGUGCUGACCUGUGUGUGCUCAACUUACUCUACUGACAGACGCCUGUCUCCAGCCAUUCUGGAUCUGAAACUUGAAAGUAUUUUCUCUUCACUGAGAUGUGCCAAUUCAUGUGUGAUCUUACUGUUUUGAUUCAUUCACAGUGGUUUGAAAAAAAGGGCAAAUCAUGCUUGGAGUUCAUUUUAUACUGCGACGUGAUUCUUCAGUGCUCUUGCUUGAACGAAAUAAAACCCAGUCUGCCUGGUUUUCUUGAUCGAUAA
Molecule: messenger RNA, 2021 nt
Organism: Carassius carassius (crucian carp)
Lineage: Eukaryota; Metazoa; Chordata; Actinopteri; Cypriniformes; Cyprinidae
Product: cyclin-dependent kinase 5 activator 1-like
Exons: 1
Coding region: 274-1179 (301 amino acids)
Biological process (GO): positive regulation of cyclin-dependent protein serine/threonine kinase activity; activation of protein kinase activity; brain development
Cellular component (GO): cytoplasm; protein kinase 5 complex
Molecular function (GO): protein kinase binding; cyclin-dependent protein serine/threonine kinase activator activity
Source: RefSeq, a predicted model, not a curated record